Molecule: messenger RNA, 2382 nt
Organism: Condylostylus longicornis
Lineage: Eukaryota; Metazoa; Arthropoda; Insecta; Diptera; Dolichopodidae
Gene: ath
Product: ATP-dependent RNA helicase DHX33
Exons: 4
Coding region: 66-2252 (728 amino acids)
Biological process (GO): positive regulation of transcription by RNA polymerase I
Cellular component (GO): nucleolus; intracellular anatomical structure
Molecular function (GO): RNA binding; ATP binding
Source: RefSeq, a predicted model, not a curated record
UUUACUAAUUUUAUAAAUUUUGAUUUAUUAUGUGGUUUUUUAAAUUAAUAUAAACUUUUGUUAUAAUGGAUUCUAAAUACGUUAUAGUAGAAAAGUCAAAUACAACAAAACUAACUAAUGGUAUUUUUAACGGAUUCACUCUAAAAAGGAAAAAUGGUACCAUACCUCUUGAAAAAUCGCCAAAAAAAGUUAAGAACAACGUGACUUAUGUUAAUGGUGGUCAAAAUGAUUCAAGCCCAUCUAGUUCUAAGAAACACGUAAAUGAAACUAAUACUGGUCAGCAAAAGUCCGGAAACAAUCAGCAUGUGCCAGUAGCUAUAAAUAUAAUUAAGCAACGUCAAAGUUUACCAGUAUUUUUAUGUAAGCAGCGAAUUGUUUUUGAAGUUAUGAAAAGCGAUACAGUGCUUUUGAUGGGAGAAACCGGAUCUGGAAAAACUACACAAAUACCACAGUACCUGUAUGAGUCUGGACAUUUUAAUAAAGGACAGAUUGUUGUUACACAACCGAGAAGAGUAGCAGCAAUAACUAUCGCCAAAAGAGUAUCACAGGAAAAAAGUUGUAAACUAGGUGAUUUAGUUGGUUAUACGGUACGUUUUGAAGAUUGUUCGUCAAAGCAAACAAAAAUUCGCUUUAUGACGGAUGGGAUAUUAUUACGAGAAGCAAUUAAUGAUAGGUUGUUACAAAACUAUAGUGUUAUCAUGCUAGACGAAGCUCAUGAAAGAACAAUAAAUACUGAUGUGUUAUUUGGUAUAGUAAAAGAAGCUCAAAAAUUAAGAAAAACAAAAGGAAUAUACCCGUUGAAAAUAAUAAUAACAUCAGCAACAAUGGAUAUUGAUCAUUUUGGGAAAUACUACGGUGUGAAAGGUAUGUAUCUUGAAGGAAGAACAUUUCCGGUUAAGGUUAUGCAUGCUAAGGAACCUCAAAAGGACUAUGUUCAGUCGUGUUUAGUAACGCUCUUCCAAAUUCAUCGUGAAGCACCCCCCAAUCAUGAUAUUUUAGUUUUUUUAACUGGUCAAGAAGAAAUCGAAGCCAUGGCAGUACAAAUUAGAUCAAUAGUAAAGUAUAAUGAAUUAAAUGCUCCAACAUUAAGAGUAUUUUCACUAUAUUCACAAAUGCCUCAAAAUAAACAAUUAGAAUGCUUUAUAUCAACUGGACCAAAUACGCGAAAAGUUAUUCUAGCAACAAAUGUUGCUGAAACGUCAAUAACAAUACCAGGAAUAAGAUAUGUAAUUGAUAGUGGGUAUGUAAAGAGAAGAGUUUAUGAUCCUAUAACUGGUAUGGAUUCCUUAAAAGUAGUUAGAAUAUCACAAGCUCAAAGUUGGCAAAGAUGUGGUCGAGCAGGACGUGAAUCAGAAGGUACUUGUUAUCGUACAUAUACAAAAAGUGAAAUGGAAGAUUUUGAACUCAUGACAAAACCAGAAAUUUUACGCAGUAAUAUCAGUUCAACUGUUCUUCAAUUAUUGGCAAUGGGUGUAGAUUGUAGAACAUUUGACUUUCUAGACAAACCCCCUCCCGAUAUUGUAAACAGCGCUUUUAAACAACUUGUUGCCUUAGGUGCUAUUAAAAGCAUUAAUAAUGCAGAACUGACUAAUUUAGGUAAAAAAAUGGUAUUAUUUCCAUUGGAUCCGAAAUUUAGCAAAUUAUUAUUAAAUGCGCCGGAGUUUGAUUGUUUAGAAGAAAUGUUAAGCCUGGUUUCAAUAAUGUCAGGUGAAAAUGUUCUUAUUAAGCCAAAUAAUGAAAGAAGAGAUCAAGCCGCCUUAGCGCAUGCAAAAUUUGAAUCAAAAUCUGGUGAUCAUUUAACUUUGUUAAAUAUAUAUAAAGCAUUUUCAAAAAUUGAAAAAAUUCGGCUUUGGUGUACCGAUAAUUUUCUUAACUGUAGAAAUCUUCUUUAUGCUCGUGAUGUACGCACUCAACUUGAAGAAAUAUGUAACAGAUGUGAGCUAAAAAUUACCAGUUGUGGUCAGAAUUUCGAUAAAGUUCGAAAAUGUUUAUUAUCCGGUUUAUUUAGUAAUAUAGCAGAAUUUCAGCAAAGGGACAAUUGUUACUUAACAUUAUCUAGUCGGCAGCGUGCAAAGGUUCAUCCAUCAAGUAUCCUAAGUGGAAAAUCAAAAUCAAAUUAUGUAAUAUAUAAUGAAAUCGUAACAACUGAUAAAAAUUUCCUAAGACUAGUAACUGCCAUUGAACCUGAAUGGAUUGAAGAAGUUGUACCUAAUUAUCCAUUUUUAAGUAGAAUACAAAAAUCUUUUAACUAAUAAAGAUUUAUAGUAUAAGCAAUUAUUGUAAUUAUAAAAUAUAAUUUAGUAUUUUUUUUUAAGUUCUUAGAUUUUUACGUACUGAUUUUAUUAAUUAGAAAUAUUGAAAUAAUAACAAAAUGCAUUUCAA